Molecule: messenger RNA, 1824 nt
Organism: Vanderwaltozyma polyspora DSM 70294
Lineage: Eukaryota; Fungi; Ascomycota; Saccharomycetes; Saccharomycetales; Saccharomycetaceae
Gene: PEX5
Product: Pex5p
Exons: 1
Coding region: 1-1824 (607 amino acids)
Biological process (GO): protein import into peroxisome matrix, docking
Cellular component (GO): peroxisomal membrane; cytosol
Molecular function (GO): protein binding
Source: RefSeq, a predicted model, not a curated record
AUGAAUGGAACGGAUUGUUCAAUCGGGAGUAAUCCCUUGAUGCAAAUAAAUAAACAUUCUCAAGAAUCUAGUUCUUUGUUGAAGGGUAACCAUUUCCAACAGUAUCAGAAUAGUAAUGGGAAAUUCGAGGGCAGUUCCCAAGGUUUUAGAACUGGGAAUAAUGCAAUUUCACAAGAGAAUAAAGAAUAUAUGAAAAAUUUCAUGAAUAACAAUGUACCUUCUAGUUCGUUUGCAAGACCAGUGAAUUUAGAUAGAGCCCAUCUCGAAAAUGGUAAUAAUGUAAUGAAAAAUCAAAGUGGGAACUCAAGUUGGGUGUCUCAAUUUUCAAAUGAUGCAGAAUCUCAACAUCGACAGCAAAUAUAUAAUAACAAGAGGAUGAUGGCGGGAAAUAAUCAAUGGUCCGGUGAGUUCAAAGAUUCUCAGAAGCAAUCUCCUCAACAGCAACAACAGUCCCAGUUUAAUCAGGACGUACAAUCAUCAUUGCCAUACCAGAUGAACCAUCCUAUGUAUUCUCAGAAUAUGUUUGCAGGUGGAAUGAUGGGAUCAAUGUCUCAGAAUAGUUUGUUGCAACAAGGCAGACAACAAAAUUUACAAAAUCAAACAACUAAUGAAAAUUGGGAAAAACAUUUCAAAGAACUCGAAGAAGAAGUCACUAAUAAUUUAAAGAUAAAUACUGAUGAACCUUUGACAAAGGAAGGUGAAGUAGAUCAAGAAGAAAAAGUUCAAGAAGCUGAUGAACAAAUAGAGCAAUAUCAAGAUGUUUUCCAAGAGGUGUGGGAUAGCAUUAACCAAGAUGCUGAAGAUUUAUUACCUGACAAUUUAGUAGGCAAAGAUGCAUGGAACAAUGACCAUCAGAAAUAUUUUUCUGACAGGAUUAAUUCUGUUGAAGAAUAUCAGUUUGAUAAAAAAAAUGAGUAUAUGAAUAAUCCUAAUUCUUAUGAAAUUGGUUGUAUUUUGAUGGAAAAUGGUGCCAAAUUAAGUGAGGCAGCGUUAGCAUUUGAAGCUGCAGUACAGGAAAACCCUGAACAUGUAGAUGCAUGGUUAAAGUUAGGGUUAGUACAAAUCCAAAAUGAAAAGGAAAUCAAUGGUAUUACUGCAUUAGAAAAGUGUUUGAAAUUAGACCCAAAGAAUUUAGAGGCAAUGAAGAAUCUAGCUAUCAGUUAUGUAAACGAAGGUUACGAUGUUAGUGCAUUUACCAUGUUGAAUAGAUGGAUUGAAACAAGGUAUCCUCAUCUAUUGGAAAAUACUCAUGGCAUCGAAUUAGAUUCGGAUCAAGAUCGUUACGUGGUGAAUGAAAUUGUGACAAAACAAUUUUUACAAGUUGCUAACAAACUAGAGACAGCAGAUGCUGAUGUACAAUUAGGACUAGGCUUGUUAUUUUAUUCAAACAAUGAAUUCGAUAAGACCAUCGAUUGUUUCAAAGCUGCAUUAAAAGUUUCACCAAAUGAUGAAUUAUUAUGGAACAGAUUGGGGGCUUCACUAGCCAAUUCCAAUAGAUCAGAAGAAGCGAUACAAGCGUAUCAUAAAGCAUUAAAUUUAAAACCAUCGUUUGUGAGAGCUCGUUAUAAUCUAGCGGUUUCAUCUAUCAAUAUUGGAUGCUACAAGGAAGCUGCUCAAUAUUUGUUGACAGCGCUUAGUAUGCAUGAGGUAGAAGGUCUGAAGGGAUCGAAAUCUAAUUAUCUCAACAAUCUAUCGGAUGGGUAUAAUAACAAUAUCAUGGAAACGUUGAAGAGAGCGUUCAUGGGGAUGGAUAGACACGAUUUAAUGGUAAAAGUUUUACCAGGGAUGGAUUUGGAUCAGUUCCGCACAGAAUUUAAGUUCUAA